Molecule: messenger RNA, 4535 nt
Organism: Gorilla gorilla gorilla (western lowland gorilla)
Lineage: Eukaryota; Metazoa; Chordata; Mammalia; Primates; Hominidae
Gene: XYLB
Product: xylulokinase
Exons: 20
Coding region: 99-1841 (580 amino acids)
Biological process (GO): phosphorylation; D-xylose metabolic process; xylulose metabolic process
Cellular component (GO): cytosol
Molecular function (GO): nucleic acid binding; D-xylulokinase activity; aspartic-type endopeptidase activity
Source: RefSeq, a predicted model, not a curated record
GGGCGGGCCCCUGCGUCUCUGGGCGCCGGAGCGCGGCGACUAUCACGCCGCGUGGCGGACGGACGGACUGACGGACGCGCAGCCUUACCCGAAGGGCCAUGGCGGAGCACGCCCCUCGCCGCUGCUGCCUGGGCUGGGACUUCAGCACGCAGCAGGUAAAGGUUGUUGCUGUUGAUGCAGAGUUGAAUGUCUUCUAUGAGGAAAGUGUGCAUUUUGACAGAGAUCUUCCAGAAUUUGGGACUCAGGGCGGUGUUCAUGUGCACAAGGAUGGGCUGACGGUCACUUCUCCAGUACUAAUGUGGGUCCAGGCACUGGAUAUCAUCUUGGAGAAGAUGAAGGCUUCGGGCUUCGACUUCUCUCAAGUCCUAGCCUUGUCCGGGGCAGGCCAGCAACACGGAAGUAUAUACUGGAAGGCUGGAGCCCAGCAGGCACUGACAAGCCUAUCACCAGACCUCCGGCUACACCAGCAGCUGCAGGACUGUUUCUCCAUCAGCGACUGCCCGGUGUGGAUGGACUCCAGCACCACAGCCCAGUGCCGCCAGCUGGAGGCUGCCGUGGGUGGUGCUCAGGCUCUCAGCUGCCUCACGGGGUCCCGUGCCUAUGAGCGUUUUACAGGAAACCAAAUUGCAAAAAUUUACCAGCAGAACCCCGAGGCCUACUCACAUACGGAGAGAAUUUCUUUGGUCAGUAGCUUUGCUGCUUCCCUGUUCCUUGGCUCUUACUCCCCUAUUGACUACAGCGAUGGUUCUGGAAUGAAUUUGUUGGAGAUACAGGAUAAAGUCUGGUCCCAGGCUUGCCUUGGUGCCUGUGCACCUCAUUUAGAGGAGAAGCUUGGCCCACCAGUGCCAUCAUGCUCAGUUGUGGGAGCCAUUUCUUCCUACUACGUCCAGCGCUACGGAUUUCCUCCAGGAUGCAAAGUGGUGGCCUUCACUGGGGACAACCCAGCGUCGCUGGCGGGCAUGAGACUGGAGGAAGGUGACAUUGCGGUCAGCCUGGGCACCAGUGACACCCUAUUUCUCUGGCUUCAAGAGCCCAUGCCUGCCCUGGAAGGCCACAUCUUCUGCAACCCGGUUGACUCCCAGCACUACAUGGCACUCCUGUGCUUUAAAAAUGGCUCCCUCAUGAGAGAGAAGAUCCGCGACGAGUCUGUGUCCCAUUCCUGGAGCGAUUUCUCUAAGGCACUGCAGUCCACAGAGAUGGGCAACGGUGGAAACCUGGGUUUUUAUUUUGAUGUAAUGGAGAUCACCCCUGAAAUUAUUGGACGUCAUAGGUUUAACACAGAAAACCACAAGGUUGCAGCAUUCCCUGGGGAUGUGGAGGUUCGAGCACUAAUUGAAGGACAAUUCAUGGCCAAGAGGAUUCAUGCAGAAGGCCUGGGCUAUCGAGUCAUGUCCAAGACAAAGAUUUUGGCCACAGGAGGAGCAUCUCACAAUAGAGACAUCUUACAGGUGCUUGCAGAUGUGUUUGGUGCCCCGGUGUAUGUUAUAGACACUGCCAACUCGGCCUGUGUGGGUUCUGCAUACCGAGCUUUUCAUGGUCUUGCAGGUGGAACAGAUGUGCCCUUUUCAGAGGUUGUGAAGUUAGCUCCAAAUCCCAGACUAGCUGCUACCCCAAGCCCGGGAGCUUCUCAGCGCCGCUGGGUUGGAGUCUCCACGACCGAGCUGGUCUCGGCAAGUGGUGCCCAACACGGGGGCUCGAACCUGGGUCGAAGAGUCGCCAGAACGAUGGUUAGAAAAUGUGGAACUACGCUGGAGGACACCCGAGUACUGUUAAAGCAAUCCUCAUGGCCAAAACCAGCAGCCAAUUUGGAUAUCAUCAAGACACCUGAAACUUUAUCAUGAGCCAGAUGCUGAGGAAGAGAUUUUGGGAGGAACCCAAGGACCCCCCACUUGCAGCCAUGUUGAGACUGACAAUAAGUCCACCUUUCCUGCUUGUAGUGGGUGAUUUAAAACUUGAUCUCCCUAAUCAUCAUGGGACUUGUCAAGAAUGUAGAUUGUUUUCUUGUGUGAAUUCUUCCUUGUAUAAUACUGAUCAUUCUAUUUUAGUGGUAAGAACCCAAGAAGGAGUAUGGAUACCUGUAAAGCUUUCCGGUCCUUGGGAAGCCUCUCCUUCUGUGCAUAUUAUUACUGAAAUUCUUCAAAACAUUCUGAGAUGCUCUCAGUGUUUCAUUGCUACUUUAAUUUUAAUCAUUAUGGGAUUGAUUGCUGUCACAGCUACUGCCGCGGCAGCUGGAGUUGCUUUGCAUUUCACAGUACAAACAGCAGACUAUGUAAAUAAUUGGCAGAAAAAUUCUACUUUGCUGUGGAAUUCCCAAACUAAUAUAGACCAGAAACUAGCUAAUCAAAUCAAUUAUCUCCAACAAACUGUAAUGUGGCUAGGAGAUUGAGUAGUUAGUCUAGAAUAUAGAAUGCAGUUACAAUGUGAUUGGAAUACUUCUGAUUUUUGCAUUACUCCUCAUCUGUAUAAUGAAAGACAGCAUGAGUGGGAAAGAGUUAAGAAACAUUUGAAAGGUCAUACUGGAAAUUUACUUUAGAUAUUACACAACUGAAGGAACAAAUAUUUCAAUCUUCUCAGGCACAUCUGACACUAAUGCCAGGAACUGAAGUGCUUGAAGGCGCUUCAGAUGGAUUAGCAGCUAUUAACCCAUUAAAAUGGAUCAAGACACUUGGAGGCUCUGUAAUUUGAAUGAUGACUGUGCUUUUAAUUGGUGUUGUUUCUCUUUGUAUAUCAAAUUGAAAUACAAAUGAAAUUGGUCAUUUGUACAUCUGCAAAUAUAGACCCCGAAUUCUGCGAGAAGUAGCCUACUGUGACAAAGCUGCCUAUGCCUUUAUCACUUUGCAAAAACAGAAAGGCGGGACAUGUUGGUAGCAAUCCCUAACCCUGUCAUAAACAGACCUUAAAGAAACUGGCCAUAAACAGGAUUUCUGCAGCAAUGGGACAUGCUCAUGAUGGCUGUCAUGCACACUGCUAAAAGUUGUUGGUUUACUGGAGCAGGGCAAGGAACACCUGGCCCCGCCCGGAGCAAAAAACUGCUCAAACCACAAACGAUAGCAGGAAAGGCCUGUGCCUUGACAGCAUGUUUUUUGCUACAGAUAAUCAGCCAGAGCCUGUUUCUCUGCUCCUCGCUGAGAUUGCUUUGUUUCCCAUAAAGAAUGCUUUUAGCUAAUCUACAAUCUAUAGAAUCAAUGCUUAUCACUGGCUUUCUGUCAAUAAAUGUGUGGGUCAAGCUCUGUUUGUGGCUUUCAGCUCUGAAGGCUGUCAGCCCCCUAAUCCCCACUUUGUACUGUAUUCCUGUGUCUUUGUCUUAAUUCCUCUAGUACCGCUUCGUUAGGUCUCCAUGACUGAGCUGGUCUUGGCACCAUGUUGUUCAGACUAGUCUUUAACUCCUGCAAUCCUCCCACAAAGUGCUGGGAUUACAGGCGUGAGCCACCGCACCUGGCCACAAUCUUCCAUUUUAACUUGUCAAAUUUAUUAGCAUAAACUUGUUUAAAUAUUCCUUUAUUAUCCUUGCAUGUCUGUAGUACUUGUAGUGAAAGAAUUCCCUUUCAUUUCUGAAACUGGUCAUUUGUCUUUUUUCUGAAUCAGACUAGCUAGAAGUUUAUCAAUUUUAUUGAUCAUACUUUUUUCUAUUUUAUUGAUUUCCAUUCUUUAUUGUUUACUUCAGGUUUAAUUUGUUCUGCUUUUCCUAGCUUUUCUUUUCUUUUUUUUUUUGAGACAGAAUCUCGUUCUGUAGUCCAGGUUGGAGUGCAGUGGCAUGGUCUUGGCUUACUGCAACCUCCGCCUCCCAGUUCAAGCAAUUCUUCUGCCUCAGCCUCCUGAGUAGCUGGGACUACAGGCGCCCACCACCACACCUGGCUAAUUUUUGUAUUUUUAGUAGAGACAGGUUUCAUCAUGUUGGGCAGGCUGGUCUAGAACUCCUGACUUCAAGUGAUUCGUCCACCUUGGCCUCCCAAAGUUCUGGGAUUACAGGUGUGAGCCACCAUGCCUGGUCAAUGUUUUUUAGCUUUUCAAGGUGGAAAUCUACAUAACUGAUUUAAGACAUUUCCUCUUUCCUAACAUAAGCACUUAACAUUAUCAGCUUCAUUGUAUGCACUGCUUUAACUGCAUCCCGUAAAUUUUCAUAUGUUCUGUUUCCAUUGUCAUUCUGCUCAAAAUGUUUUCUGAUUUCCUUUGCUAUUUUUCGUUAAUUCUUAGGUUAAUUCCAAAAUAUUAGGGGAUUUUCCAGAUAACUUUUUGCUAGAAUUUGGUUUUGUUAUUUAAUGUCAUCUGUGUGGUCUAAGAAUAUGCUCUGCAUAAAUUCAAGUUUUUAAAACUUACUGACAUUUAUUUUUUGGCCCAGCAUAUAGUUUAAUUUUGGGGGAUGUUACAUGUGCAUUUGAAAAAAAUGUGUUUUCUCUCUUGUUGAGUGUUCUGUAAAUGACAAUAAGGUCGAAUUAGAUUGAUGGUGUUGUUCAAGUCUUUUAUGUCUUAACCGAUUUUCUAUAUACUUGUUAUACCAAUUACUGAGAGAGCACUAGUAAAAUCUCCAACCAUAA